This is a messenger RNA of Sodiomyces alkalinus F11, 2403 nucleotides long. RefSeq lists its product as hypothetical. The record is from RefSeq and is a predicted model, not a curated record. The transcript is spliced from 2 exons. NCBI's taxonomy places the organism in Eukaryota, Fungi, Ascomycota, Sordariomycetes, Glomerellales, Plectosphaerellaceae. The coding region runs from base 165 to 2240 and encodes 691 amino acids.
GGCAACCCCAGCCCACUCCAAAUCUUGAGAGAGGAUCAACCAAGCUGUUCCUAAAGACACACAUAAGCUGGAAGAAUCAGGAACUUAACACAGAAAAUAAGCCAACUAAAGCGACGUUCUGCCAAAAAAGAAGAAAAAAAAGCCCAGAGACACGAAUAGGAGACAUGGCGUCCAACGAUAAUCAAGGUCUCCCUUCCAGAGACAGCACAUCGCCAGCGCGGAUUCCAGACAUCUCGGGCCAAGGACCCGAGGAACGGAGUGAAGAACAGAGCAGUCGCACGGAAAGUCAAGACGACUUGCCAGAAACACCCGCAUCUCCUCAGGUCAGGCCAAACACGGCCACGACACAACCCUCGAGGCGACCCGUCGGAGGACCGAUCCAUCAACUCCGAUCACUGGCCGAACGGUUCCCCGGACGGCCGCCGUGGGACUUCGCCGGCUACCCAGCAAGCCAGCGACCCGGGGGCCAACCGUACCCGCGGGAACCGUCCUUCGCGCCCCCGACGACGAUCAUCGGCGCGCCGCUUGGCCGCAACCUCAGCGCCAUCGAGGCGGCCGACGCCCUGGUCCGGCAGUGGGAGACGAUCCGCGAGGAGCAUUCGGGCCAGUCCGAACCGGAGGCCCUGGCGGAGAUUGACGCCCGGCUCGCGCAGGCCAGGGCGGACAGGGCGGAACUCGACACCGUAGGUAACACGUCCGAUGUGAAUGAUUCCCUGGACGACACGGAGCUGUUCCGACGAAAAGCCGUCUCGGACCGGCUCGACGUCCUCCAAAAGGCGCUCGAAGAGUCCCAGUGCGAGGACGAGAAAAUGAACAUCACGGCCGCCAUACAUUGCUACCGCGACGGGACCAUCACCUCCUCGAGCUACUUCGCCCUCUUCUUCGCGGGACACUUCGUCGACUUGGCGCCCUCCUAUGCUUCCUUUACCCACGACCGCGACGAACGCCUGGAGCGGUACGCGGAGAAGCACGGGCCCGGAUGGCUGUGGUUCGAGCCCCCCCUGGCACGAGACGCGGCCGAGUUGGCCGCGGGGGCAGUAGAUGCUCGGAGGAGCACGUGGUCGCAGGGCGUAGGGGGCAGGUUCGACAUGAGCCACUACCACGUCACCAUGGGAUUCAAGAGAGUGCGAAACAUGGGAUACCGCGGGGGGGAGGUAAGCAACAACAACAACGACCACCCGACAACGGCAACGGCAACGGCAACGGGACCGAGAAAGAGAAAGGCAGACGACCACGGCACCAGUACGAGGGGACCAACAUCCUCGCACGCCAGCACGAACGCGCCACGGCUCGGGAUCCAGCCCGUCACAGCGACAUCGGCAGCCGACGCGGAUCCCAAAGCGCCGCGGCAUUAUUUCCGCAUGAUGCUGGAUUCGGGCGCCACGCUCCCCAUGCUCUACCAGGAGGACUUCAAGCUCCUCGGGAUCGACGAGAAGAAGUACCCCGCCGUGACCAAGCUAUCGUUCGUCCCGGCGGACGGGGUGUCGUUCGAAUCGGCCGUGUACGAGCUGCACGUCAGCGUCUGCGACACGCGUACGGCGCAGCCUCUGGUCGACCCGGAGAGGCCCGUGUGGCCGGACGCGAGCCCACACCUCGGGGGGAUCAUGCCGGUUGGGAUCGUCAAGCCGCCGCGUACCAGCCCUGCGGCACAGGGGUACAUGGGGCUUUCGAUGGACGACAAGAUCAUCAGGAUGGCCAACGCGGCCGAAGGGCGCAGCGCUCACCGUUUGUCCGGGGUCCUGCCGUUCAAGACGUGCUAUAUGCAGUUCACCCCGGGGAUGAACACGGUGUGGCUCGGGGAAGAUAGACGGGACGUUCUCGGGGCCCACCGUAUGCCGGGCCAGAUGCGGUGGGAGGCCGGGUCGGCCACGCCGUUCGACCCGGGACAUCCAAGAGCGGAGUGGAAUAAACUGGCCAUGUAUACGGACGGAAACCCGAGGACACUCAAGAUGGAACACGACGUGCACGACGGGACCGGGAGGAAGGUGAUGAGCAUGGUGGACGUCGAAGAAGAGGGUUGGCAUGGGCGGAGCGAGGUGUCGGUUCGCUAUGGCCAUGGCGAGGGUUCAUGGACAUACCGUAUUGAGCCCGGACUGCAGACGGGGGUAGAGGGGCUGCCCGAAGGCAAGAAACGGAAGCUGUUUGGGCAUAGUAACGGGAGAAAGAAUGGGCAGCCAAAGACGUCGUCGUCGUCGUCGUCGUCGUCGUCGUCGUCGUCGUCCAAGGGGUGGUGGGGAUGACUAUGGACGAGUCAGUGAGAGGAGAGAGAGAUGUCUCCCGUGUACUCGGUAGCGUGGGCAUCCAGGCUUCAUAAAAGAACGUGAGUACAUCUCGGCCAGCUUCUCGGUUCGGGUGGCCUCAAGACCAAGGAGUACCUUAUCUAGUAUCUAGACUCGAAUAGAC